Messenger RNA from Dujonia railenensis, 1296 nucleotides. Lineage: Eukaryota; Fungi; Ascomycota; Pichiomycetes; Serinales; Debaryomycetaceae. The record is from the annotation of a GenBank genome assembly.
AUGUCUACCUCAGAUUUUACUCUUCCAAUUUGGCAUCCCUCCAGUAUCCCUUCAAAUGUGAUUUUCUCUACUGUUGCCCCAUCUAAGACGAGCACCUUGGAUAGUUUAAUUACCAAGGCAAUGGAAAGUCUUAGAACUGAAACAGCAAGUGACGGGAUAAAGGGAUUGGCAUAUGAGAUUUAUGGAGCUCAAGCUUCAAAAAGUAUUGCAAGUGCAGCAGAGGUUACAGCUACUGCAACAGAUGUCUCUGUACUAAAUAAUGCUCGUGAGGUCAUACUUAACUCUACACUCUUCUUGGAGCUUAAAUUCGACGAUGACAACAUGUAUAGUUAUGAUUUAAAAUUGGCCCCGAAUGUAUUAUUCACGACAAUUUUUGCACUGAUCACAUUGUACACAAUAUUGAUGAUCUGGAAAUCUCGUUAUCACUGGUACAAUGUUGCAAUGAUUGGUGGGUUUGGUUUGGAAUUUGCUGGUUUUCUUGGAAGAACGUUAUCGGUACAGAAUGAAACAGUAGAAGACUAUUGGUUAAUGCAAACUAUUUGCUUGACAAUUGCUCCUGCAUUUCUCAUGGGCGGUAUAUAUUUCCUAUUUGCUCAAUUAGUCAUCGUACACGGAAGACAGUACUCGUUCUUAAAGCCAAUGUGGUACUCUUACUUCUUCAUCGUCUGUGAUGUGCUUUCGUUAGUCGUGCAAUCUAUUGGAGGAGGACAGGCAAGUGUUGCAUCGCAAAAUCAUACGGAUUCUGAUCCCGGGACUUAUACAAUGCUAGCAGGGAUUGCAUUCCAAAUUCUUUCUAUGGGAAUCUUUCUUAUAUUCUUUUUUGAAGCUCUUUGGAGAAUUUAUUUCAGACAUGACAACAUUGUUGCCCAUCAGCCACUCCAAAAUAAAACCAUACUCAACUUCUUCAGAUUUUUAUUCAAUACCAGAAGUUCCAGAGAGUUCCGGUUAAGUUAUUUGGAAGCUGACUACAACCCCAAAUUCGCGGAUAUUCGUCAGCGACAACUAUUCCAGUGGUUUCCCUUGGUAAUUGCAACUUCAUCACUAUUGAUUUACAUCAGAUGCAUUUACAGAGUUGUUGAGUUUGGGACUGGUUACAAUAGUUGGUUAUUCACCAGAGAGUGGCCAAUAAUGGUCUUGGAUGCAAGUUUAAUCGGCGUAGUAGCACUCAUUUUCUUUCCAUUCCAUCCUCUUUGGGUCUUUGGAUCUGAAAACAAGAUCAAGCUUUCAACCAUAAAGAAAAACUUAGAUGAAUCUGUUCCAAGUCCAAGUAAUCUGACCAUCGAUGAAAAAGUUUAA